AUGUUUCCCAUCCCCUCUGCUCUGCUUUGUACAACAAAGAUCCUGUGCAGCUUUGGUCCAGAACCUUCUCGUCUCUCAGAUUUGCCUCAUGCGUCGACCUCUCGGGUGGAAAAGGUGCGCAUCGCCGAACUACGCCUCCAUCCAAGCAUGAAAUGUUGGUUCAGCGCCCUGGCGCUCGUCUCAUGGCUGCUGGUGGCUGUGGAUGCCCAGCUCAUCUGUUGGCAUGCCCUGCUCCGCUGCCACGACGAGCCGGAGUGUGAACUCGCAUACAGUCAGUACUUAGCGGCCUGCGAGGGUAUUAUAGGGGGCACCAGGAAGCAAUGUCCGAGCCACUGCAUCAACGCACUGAUAAGGCUCAAUCACACCCGGAGUGGGCCGGACCUGGAGACGUGCGACUGCGCCCAGGACUUGAAAUGCGUCAACGCCAAACGGGCGAUCGAGCCUUGCGUGCCCCGGAGACAUCCGGGUGACGCCGGCGGGAUCGGGUGCACGGAGGCCCGGCAGCGCUGCGAGGAGGACAGCGGUUGCCACUCCUCCCUGACCGCCUACCUGUCAUACUGCGGACAACUCUUCAACGGCCGGAAGUGCUCCGCCAAGUGUAAAGCCACCAUUCAGCAGAUGCUCUUCAUCCCCAAUGGCGUGCUGCUGAACCGCUGUGUGUGCGACGGGGUGGAGAGGCCCUUCUGCGAGGUGGUGAAGGAGAACAUGAGCAAACUGUGCUCCAUCGGGGACCAGAGUGUGAUUUCGGACCAGCCGGAUGUGGAUUAUAUCUAUGAGGAUGAAGACUAUGACAGAAGUGACAGAGAAGAGGCGUACCCGGACGAUUUUUCUGGUUCAUGGCAGUUGUCUUGCUACGUGCCGCUCCUGUGUCUUCCUCUAGCAUGGAUAUUAUACUGA
Messenger RNA from Lampris incognitus (smalleye Pacific opah), 897 nucleotides. RefSeq names its product growth arrest-specific protein 1. The coding region runs from base 1 to 897 and encodes 298 amino acids. The transcript has 2 exons. NCBI's taxonomy places the organism in Eukaryota, Metazoa, Chordata, Actinopteri, Lampriformes, Lampridae. The record is from RefSeq and is a predicted model, not a curated record. Gene Ontology annotation, biological process: regulation of cell cycle.